This is a messenger RNA of Zymoseptoria tritici IPO323, 1125 nucleotides long. RefSeq lists its product as uncharacterized. Bases 148 to 1125 code for a protein of 325 amino acids. The record is from RefSeq and is a predicted model, not a curated record. Gene Ontology annotation, molecular function: structural constituent of ribosome. Gene Ontology annotation, biological process: mitochondrial translation. The transcript is spliced from 2 exons. NCBI's taxonomy places the organism in Eukaryota, Fungi, Ascomycota, Dothideomycetes, Mycosphaerellales, Mycosphaerellaceae. Gene Ontology annotation, cellular component: mitochondrial small ribosomal subunit.
AUACAUCAUCUUCCCGUACCGCCGACAUGUCAAUGCUUUCGCACGAGACCACAAGGCGUUGCCGAAGCCGCGGCGGCGUCCACCCAGACGAGACACUUCCACAAGAUCGGCCGUGAGCCGCAAUUACAGAAGCUGCUGCGCAGGGACAUGUGGGAAUGGCUGAAUGGACCAGGGAAAGUCUUCAAAGAGCCGCUGCCUGGCAGUACCAACUACCUCAGUGCAUAUGAUAAAUUCGGACAACUUGUGCGCGUGAAGAAACAACGGCAGAACAAUCCGCGAUCUGGGAGAGGCAGCACAGAGAAUGACUCCGAUGGAGAUCAAGUACAAUCACACGCCGAAACGGAGAGCGGUCUCCCUCCCGAACGAGCUAGCGACAGGCGACCGUACCCGCUCAACCAGGACUUCCGGUCGGAGAGCGUCCUUAGCGAGAGUCUGCGAGAAGAGCUUCAUCGGCAGGUGGCAGAGCGAGGCAUUGAUGUCUCCACCGUCAGUGCGGCGUACGGUGUGGAUGUUCGACGCGUCGCUGCCGUCGUGAGACUGAAGACUAUCGAGAAGCAGUGGGCACAAGAUGGAAAGCCUCUUGCCAAACCAUACAACGAUGCGGUUAUGGCGAUGCUACCACAGACACCUUUCAGGCCGGACGGUCCUGCAAACAGACAGAUCACACCUCACGAAAGCAUCAACGAUCUGCCUGUACACUCAAGUACACGUCAGCAGCUCUUCUAUCCCACAUCCGAAUCUCGACAAUUCACACGCGAGGAUGCCGCAAAGGCAUUCUCCGACGACCUUCUCCCCGCCGACAAGCGAAUUCCACACCCGGAACUCAUCGUACUGGAGAAAGAGGCUCUCGAGGGCAUCGACCGCGAGAAGCGCCACCAGAGGCAGCGCGAGCGUGAUCAGAAGGCACAGGAGGACAGGGCGGCCGCAGAGGAGCGGAAGCGGAAAUGGGAACAGCGAACCCAGCGGAUUGUCCCUGGUCGAAGGUGGGAUUUUAAAUUCCAAGACAUCAGUGCAGAGAACACCGGCAAGACAGGACGUGCGAGGAAUGCGGUGGGCAUCCGGUAUGGUGUGCCACAUGAUGAUCGCAAGAGCGGCAAGAUCAAGAUUCCCACGAGUGUGGAGUGA